Cricetulus griseus (Chinese hamster) is the source of this 915-nucleotide messenger RNA. The record is from RefSeq and is a predicted model, not a curated record. NCBI's taxonomy places the organism in Eukaryota, Metazoa, Chordata, Mammalia, Rodentia, Cricetidae.
CCUGACAAUCAGCCUACUUUGAGCAUCGCAGGACAGGGGAUCAUGGACAUCGAAGCGUAUUUUGAAAGGAUUGGUUAUAAGAACUCAGCCAAUAAAUUGGACUUGACCACACUAACUGAAGUUCUUCAGCACCAGAUGCGAACAGUUCCUUUUGAAAAUCUUAACAUGCAUUGUGGAGAAGCCAUGGAUCUGGGCUUAGAGGCUACUUUUGACCACAUAGUGAGGAAGAAGAGGGGUGGGUGGUGUCUCCAGGUUAAUCAUCUCCUGUACUGGGCUCUGACCAAAAUGGGCUUUGAAACCACAAUGUUGGGAGGAUAUGUUUACAUAGUUCCAGUCAGUAAAUACAGCAGUGAGAUGAUUCACCUUCUAGUGCAGGUGACCAUCAGUGACAGGAACUACAUUGUUGAUGCUGCCUAUGGAGGCUCCUACCAGAUGUGGGAGCCUGUGGAAUUAGCAUCAGGGAAGGACCAGCCUCAGGUGCCUGCCAUCUUCCGUUUGACAGAAGAGAACGAAACCUGGUACUUGGACCAAAUCAGAAGAGAGCAGUAUGUUCCAAACCAAGAAUUUGUUAACUCGGACCUCCUUGAGAAGAACACAUAUCGAAAGAUCUAUUCUUUUACUCUUGAGCCCCGCACUAUUGAGGAUUUUGAAUAUGCAAAUUCCUACCUUCAGGUGUCUCCAGUAUCUGUGUUUGUAAACACAUCAUUUUGUUCCUUGCAAACCUCAGAAGGGGUUUGCUGUUUAAUAGGCUCCACUAUUGCAAGGAGGAAAUUUAGUUAUAAGGAAAAUGUAGAUCUGGUGGAGUUUAAGAAUGUGAGUGAGGAAGAAAUAGAAGAUGUACUGAAAACGGCAUUUGGUGUUUCUUUAGAGAGAAAGUUUGUGCCCAAAAAUGGUAACCUGUCUUUUAGUAUUUAG